Gongylonema pulchrum is the source of this 396-nucleotide messenger RNA. Lineage: Eukaryota; Metazoa; Nematoda; Chromadorea; Rhabditida; Gongylonematidae. The record is from the annotation of a GenBank genome assembly.
GAAGCUUUUUUUUUUAAUGCUCAACUGUAAAAUGUAAGCCCUAAUCUUCAUGUAAAUUCGUAUCCUUCGUUGUUUAAACGAAUUUUUUUCUUUAGCAAAUUUGCCAGAUCUUGGUGAACAGUGGAAUCAAAAAUUAACAGAGGCGAUCGAGAGAAGGCCUUUGUGCAGAGAUCGUUCGGAUCGAGCAACUGCUCAACAGAUGAUCAGGGUGGUGAGGAUUUAUUUUCCAAACAAUUCAUUUUCCACGUUGUAUGAUUAUGACGUUACAAAUAGUUUGAUGAUAUUUUUGAGUGAAAGAAGAAUAGAUCGUCUUCAGAAAAUUUACAGAGUAUCUUUUGCUGCGACAACACUGUUACUUAUGACAUGGUCUCUUCUUAAUGCCAGAUAUUUGUAGUU